AUGGGCAGAAGUCCUCGGUGUACAAAGGAUGGAUUAAACAAAGGAGCAUGGACUGCUCUUGAAGAUGAAAUGCUCAUGGAUUAUGUCAAGAGCCAUGGUGAAGGAAAAUGGAGUAAUCUUGCCAAAGAAACAGGGCUGAAGAGAUGUGGCAAGAGCUGCAGGCUUCGAUGGAUGAAUUACCUGAGACCUGAUAUAAAGAGGGGGAACAUUUCAGAAGACGAAGAAGAGUUAAUCAUCAGGCUACACAAGCUCUUGGGCAACAGAUGGUCUCUGAUAGCGGGUAGACUCCCAGGAAGAACGGACAAUGAAAUUAAGAACUAUUGGAACUCCUAUUUAGCCAAGAAGUCAAAGGAUCAGUCCCCAUUAGCCAAGCCUGCAACUGAAAAGAAGCCAAUUAUUGGACUCCUUCACAGCAAUGAUCAGCACAACGACAAGGUGGCAGUGGAACCAUCCACAAACACCAACAUGAACUUGGUUAAGAUCAUCAACAAGUCGUCGCCGUCAGAAUCGAGUGCUGGGUCACCGCAAUCGACAGCCGGGGAAGAAGAGAAGACGGCGGACUUCUUGUUGGACCUGAGCGCAGAGGAUUUAUGCAGAAUGCUUGACUCAGAUUUUGCAGCAAAGCUCAAUGAUGUGGAGCUAAACGACGUGAAUAAUCAUCCUGCAAUGAAUGCCGGCGAUGGUGGUGGUGGUGAUCACAACCCUGUUCUACCACCGGAGGGACUGGAAAACAAUUAUAACUCCGGGACCGGCAGUGAAUUAUGUGGUCAGGCAAACAACAUGGUGUCGGAUUUCAGAUCAUUGUUUCUAGAAUCAGAUGACGGUUGGUUAGGAAAUGAUAUAGAUAUUCUAUUCUCAGACUGAUUACGAAGAAGUUGGUUACACCUAAAUUUGAGGUGGUUUCAAACAAUAUUUGUCAACCUUGAAAUAUGCCAGCAGCUAGCUUAGAAGAGUAGUGGCCCUACAUUUUAAUUAGUCCAUA
Messenger RNA from Corylus avellana, 982 nucleotides. RefSeq names its product MYB-like transcription factor 4. Lineage: Eukaryota; Viridiplantae; Streptophyta; Magnoliopsida; Fagales; Betulaceae. The record is from RefSeq and is a predicted model, not a curated record.